Messenger RNA from Elaeis guineensis (African oil palm), 677 nucleotides. The record is from RefSeq and is a predicted model, not a curated record. NCBI's taxonomy places the organism in Eukaryota, Viridiplantae, Streptophyta, Magnoliopsida, Arecales, Arecaceae.
UAAUAGUAACCAUUUCUAUGACAGGCUGAAAUGCCAGCAGAUAGUGGUUAUCCUGCAUAUCUUGCAGCACGUCUAGCAUCCUUCUAUGAACGUGCUGGUAAAGUGAAAUGCCUUGGUGGUCCGGAUCGAACUGGCAGUGUCACAAUUGUUGGUGCUGUUUCCCCUCCUGGUGGUGAUUUUUCAGACCCAGUGACUUCUGCAACUCUUGGUAUUGUUCAGGUCUUUUGGGGCCUGGAUAAGAAGCUUGCUCAGAGAAAACAUUUUCCAUCAGUGAAUUGGCUUAUAUCAUAUUCAAAGUACUCAAAGGCCUUAGAAUCUUUCUAUGAGAAGUUCGAUCCAGAUUUUAUUGACAUCAGAACAAAAGCCCGGGAGGUGUUACAGAGAGAGGAUGAUCUAAAUGAAAUUGUCCAGCUUGUUGGCAAAGAUGCAUUAGCGGAAAGUGACAAAAUCACCCUAGAGACAGCAAAGCUUCUGAGGGAGGAUUACCUUGCACAGAAUGCAUUUACACCGUAUGAUAAAUUCUGCCCAUUCUAUAAGUCAGUCUGGAUGAUGCGCAACAUCAUUCAUUUUAAUUCUCUGGCAAAUCAGGCAGUUGAGCGAGGAGCAGGUUCUGAUGGCCAGAAGAUAACAUACAGUGUCAUCAAGCAUCGUUUGGGUGACCUUUUCUACCGUCUAGU